AUGGCAGACCCCAGCAAGAUGAUUAUCAACCUGGCCCUCUUUGGCACGACUCAGAGUGGGAAAAGUUCUGCUGGGAACAUCCUGCUGGGAAGCGCUGACUUCCUCAGCAGCUUCGCUCCAUGCUCUGUGACCCAAGAUUGUAGCCUGGGCUGCAGCUGUCACCUCCGCAGCUUCAUGCGCCGAAGGGGCCAGGAGGUCACCCUGCAGGUGCGGGUGUUGGACACUCCAGGCUAUCCGCACAGCAGACUGAGCAAGAAGAACGUGAAGCAGGAGGUCAGGGACGCUCUGGCGCGUCACUUUGGGCAAGAGGGUCUCCACCUUGCGCUGCUGGUCCAGAGAGCAGACGUGCCUUUCUGCGGACAGGACGCCACCUACCCGGUCCAGAUGAUCCAGGAACUUCUGGGACAUGCUUGGAAGAAUUACACUGCCAUUCUUUUUACCCAUGCAGAAAAAAUAGAAGAGGCUGGAUUCAAUGAAGAUACAUAUUUACAUGAAGCCCCUGAUACACUGUUAACCCUAUUAAAUUCUAUUCAGCACAAAUAUGUUUUCCAGUAUAAAAAAGGAAAAUCACUGAGUGAACAAAGAAUGAAAAUCUUAGAAAGAAUCAUGGAAUUUAUAAAAGAGAAUUGUUACCAAGUUCUUACCUUUAAAUAA
Propithecus coquereli (Coquerel's sifaka) is the source of this 654-nucleotide messenger RNA. It is a transcript of the gene GIMD1, whose product is annotated as GIMAP family P-loop NTPase domain containing 1. The transcript is spliced from 2 exons. NCBI's taxonomy places the organism in Eukaryota, Metazoa, Chordata, Mammalia, Primates, Indriidae. The record is from RefSeq and is a predicted model, not a curated record. Bases 1 to 654 code for a protein of 217 amino acids. Gene Ontology annotation, molecular function: GTP binding.